GGAAGACUGUGGAAGUGAGGAUGACUUUAUAGCCAUGAACAAUAUCUGUGCCCUGUCAGCUCAAAUGUUGGCAUUGGUGGACGCUCUUAAAACUAUGGUGGAUGACGAAGGUAACAUUGACAUGGAUCUCCUCCACAAUAAAAAACACAAUGAAAUCAAAGCCACUUGGACCAAAAAGAAAUCUCAGCACCUGUUAGAAAAAAUUAGAAAAGAAAGAAAGUGCAGCAUGAAAAAUUUGGCAGUGAAAAUAUGUAAUUACAUAAUAGAAAUUUCCAAUAUAUUAAUUGCAGUAGUAGAGUCAGGGAACAUAAACAAGAAGGAACUGUUAAAGAAAGUGGAUGUUCUCUCAGAUGAUAUCAUUAUUUUCGAUAGCAGAAGCAAAUCCUGUCACCGCAUAUCCCCUUUUGGUCCCAUGGCGCCAAAUAUGGCCAAAUCCCAGAAAAACGUUCAAGAAGAGUCGACGUCGGCAGUGAAAAACAGUGUUUUGAAAAUAGAGCAAACUAAAGAAAUGCUGAAGAUGAGCCAAGAAGAAUACCAGAAAAGUUUCGACAACUUAAAGCAGCAGAAUAAGGAUUUGCUGGAUGUGCUCAGUGAAAUGAGGAAAUGUGAAACAA
Thamnophis sirtalis is the source of this 614-nucleotide messenger RNA. The record is from RefSeq and is a predicted model, not a curated record. NCBI's taxonomy places the organism in Eukaryota, Metazoa, Chordata, Lepidosauria, Squamata, Natricidae.